This is a messenger RNA of Erythranthe guttata (spotted monkey flower), 835 nucleotides long. Lineage: Eukaryota; Viridiplantae; Streptophyta; Magnoliopsida; Lamiales; Phrymaceae. The record is from RefSeq and is a predicted model, not a curated record.
UGUCCGAAUAAACCAAUCAGCAAACGCAUAUACCAUUUCUUGCAGGGUUCAAUUUCCAUGGCCGGGAGGGAUCAUCGUCUACAAAUAGUCAAAUAUACUAUUAUAGAUUCAGCCCCCUUUUUCUGAAUUCGCAGUAUCCCAAAAUAAAUUCCUUCGACUUUUAUUUUAAUUUAAUUAAUUUGGAAAUGAUGAUGAUGCAGCAAGAAGAAAACGGCGGCGGCGGCAGAAAUGGUGGGCUGUGCAGAACUUCGGAGGCGGCGGCGCCGCCGCGGCAGCUGAAGCUUUCUUUUCGGGGUGAGAGCUUCGCGGAGGCUGCAGGCGGCGGCGGCGGCGACCUCUUCACUCCGCCGCUCAACUUUUCAAUGGUGGACAGCGGUAUUUUCAGGUCCGGGUUUCCCGAUUCCGACAACUUCUCCUUCCUCGAAACCCUCCAUCUCCGCUCCGUCAUAUAUUUGUGCCCGGAGCCAUAUCCAGAAACCAACGUUGAGUUUCUCAGAUCAAAUGGGAUUCAGUUAUUUCAGUUUGGAAUUGAGGGACACAAAGUAAGAUGUUUUUAUUACCAUUUUUUUUUUUAUUAUAUUUAUUAUUUUCUUUAUGUCAAGAAUCAUCCUCUUCUGAUUCAUUGCAAACGAGGAAAGCACCGAACGGGUUGCCUAGUGGGGUGCUUGAGAAAAACGCAGAGGUGGUGCCUCACUUCUGUGUUCGACGAGUAUCAGCGUUUUGCAGCAGCCAAAGCAAGAGUUUCCGAUCAGAGGUUUAUGGAGUUGUUCGACGUUUCUUCGCUCAAGAAUUUGCCCAUGUCCUUUUCAAUUUCGAAGAGGUAUAAACAGUAAAA